Molecule: messenger RNA, 339 nt
Organism: Homalodisca vitripennis (glassy-winged sharpshooter)
Lineage: Eukaryota; Metazoa; Arthropoda; Insecta; Hemiptera; Cicadellidae
Exons: 1
Coding region: 1-339 (112 amino acids)
Source: RefSeq, a predicted model, not a curated record
AUGAGACCGGUUUGCAUGCUGCGGGGGCAGGACAUUCUCCUUCCCCAGCUGUGCAGACUGUUCCCAGCCUCCGUGACCCUCAAGUACAUUCCACUGUCCUGGAGAGUGUCCACAGUAGUGUUUAUACCGAAGCAGGGGAGGGUUAGCUUGGAUCGACCCAAGUCUUUCAGGCCGAUAUUUCUGUCCUCGUUUCUUCCCAAAACUAUGGAGAAGAUGGUUGCUAGGUUUGUUUAUGAGGGAUCUCUUUUGGAGCAACCUCUACAUCCAAAUCAGCAUGCCUUCACUACAGGAAGGUCUUGGUAUGCAGGAUUGAGAAGACGCUGGCAGGAAAAGAGGUAG